AUGGCCUCCGAUGCAUUCUCAGACCCUAUUUUCCCUUCUCCAACCUUCAAUUCUCCUCUGUUUCCCGAACAAUGCCUCUUCUUGGUCGCAUUCUCUUUACAAGAGAAAUUUUUCUGCUUGGAGUCUAUCGGCAUCGACCUCUUCUCCCUCAUCAACCACUACCCUCUGAUCAUCUCCUCAUCUCUCGAAAACAUCAAAUCCAUUGUCAAUUUCAUGCUCUCUAUGGGUUUCAUUCCGCCUGAAUUCCGACGAAUCUGUGGUAUGUGCCCGGAGAUUCUGAAUUCCAGGGUGUCGCCACUGGUUGUACCAGCUAGUUUAUGAACUCUUUGCCGCUGGAAGGUGGUCAGAAGAGUUCAUCGGCCCAGAUUGCUCAUCUGUGACGUCAAGAAGCAACUCCGUCCGACUCUUUACUUCCUUCAAGGGAUUGGUAUAGCAGAGGUCGAUAAGCAUACUUUGUUGUUAUCUUGUAGUGUUGAGGACAAGUUCAUUCCGAGGAUCGAAUACAUGGAGAACAUUGGGUUUUCUUAUAAAGAUGCCAUUUCUAUGGUGAAGAGGUUUCCUCAGCUGUUGUGCUAUAGUAUCAGAGGCAAUUUCGAGCCAAAAUGUGAUUACUUUAUGGUGAAUAUGGGGAGAAAUUUGAAGGAAUUGAAGGAGUUUCUGCACUAUUUCUUGUUUAGUUUGCAGAAUAGGAAAAAACCAAGGCACCGAUCUUCCGUGGAGAAAGGGUUUUUCUUUCUCUCUUCCUAG
Molecule: messenger RNA, 747 nt
Organism: Macadamia integrifolia
Lineage: Eukaryota; Viridiplantae; Streptophyta; Magnoliopsida; Proteales; Proteaceae
Product: transcription termination factor MTEF1, chloroplastic
Exons: 3
Biological process (GO): regulation of DNA-templated transcription
Molecular function (GO): double-stranded DNA binding
Source: RefSeq, a predicted model, not a curated record